CAGGCACCCCGAAUCUGAGUGGGGACGCUAUAUUGGACUUUGUGACGAACCUGUGCCGCAUUUCAUUGGAGGAGCUUAAUUCGGCCAAUCCGCGAAUGUAUUCGCUACAGAAAAUAGUGGAGAUCUCCUACUACAAUAUGGACCGUAUCCGUUUGGAGUGGAGCCGAAUCUGGAAAGUGCUGGGCGAACACUUCAAUCAG
Sphaeroforma arctica JP610 is the source of this 200-nucleotide messenger RNA. RefSeq lists its product as hypothetical. The transcript has a single exon. NCBI's taxonomy places the organism in Eukaryota, Ichthyosporea, Ichthyophonida. The annotation marks the transcript as partial. The record is from RefSeq and is a predicted model, not a curated record.